CUGACCACCUAGCUGAGUAGUCAGUUGCAGUUCAGUAUCAGGGCUUUAAAAACAGCUAUAGUAGCCACAUUCACGGCCGUCAAAUCAGAGCAUCGGGACUUUUAAAAAUGGCGAGAUACUUGAGGCCGCCUAAUACAUCUCUCUUCGUUAGAAACAUCGCCGACGAGUCCAGGCCAGAGGAUUUACGACGUGAGUUUGGUCGUUAUGGGCCUAUUGUAGAUGUCUACAUUCCACUUGACUUCUAUACACGGCGGGCAAGAGGAUUUGCUUACAUUCAGUUUGAAGAUGUCCGGGAUGCCGAGGACGCUCUUCAUAACCUGGACCGUAAAUGGGUUUGUGGACGUCAAAUCGAGAUCCAAUUCGCCCAGGGGGACAGAAAGACCCCGAACCAGAUGAAGUCCAAAGAGCGCCACUCCCCUCGCAGCUUCUCCCGCUACGACGAUGAUAGGGAUAGCCGCCGAAGACGGUCCCGAAGCCGCAGCUAUGAUCGACGCAGGUCUCGGAGCCCCUCCUAUGAGCGCCGUCCUCGGAGGUCUGAGAGCCCUAGAGAAUCUCGGUCGUACAGUCGACACAGACGGAGCAAAAGCCGUGAAAAUGACAAGUACAGAGGUCCUCCUCGUGACCACCACAGGACUCAUCAUGAACCAUCACGUAGCCACUCCCACUCCCCUUCACCCUCCAGAGCCAUGGUCAAAGGUAAAAAGAGUCAGUCCAGGUCCCACAGCCCGGCUGAAGACUUCCACCCAACCUCCAGCUCCCAGAAACAGCCUGUGGGACGAUCUCCAUCCCGCUCCUACUCUAGAUCCAUGUCCCGGUCACGCUCCCGCUCCCGCUCCAGGUCCUGGGCUGGACGCAAGUCUGGAGGCCACUAACUGCCUGUUUACCCAAAGCCGAGUUAAUCCGUCUCUGAGGACGUUUCUGCUAAGCUCUGACAACCACAAAGUGUUUGAAUUUGUUUUUCAUCACAUUAUGGUGUCUGAUGCCAAAGGGUUGAGAGCAGCAGAUUUUUUGUUUUUGUUCUGAAGUGAUCUUUGAAAGCACAGAUCAUCCCUGGUGAGGCUUUUCUUUUUGUAAUGAGCGUUGUCAGAGCUGGAAAAAAAUGUAAGUUUGGCAUUGCCAAUGAUAUUUUUGUACUUUGAGUUAGCAAUAUUUACAUCAUAUAGUAUGAUGCCUAUCUCCGUUUGGCUUUAUGGUUUGUGUAUUAUAAGAACAUGAAUAAAUAAAUAAAAAAAUUAGGCCCUGACAAACCAGUAUUUACUAUCUAUGCUGUUCUUGGAUGCCUGGUUUUAGAGGCACUAUUAUUCUGCUGAACACUAGAAGUAAUCAGUGUUGUUAUGGACAGUGUAUGGAAUGACAGUUAUAAGCAAUCCAAUAUUGUAUGUGACAUGUUUUAUGUGUUUAAGACAACUGCGUUCAUUUCUCUGGUACAUUGUACAGUGACUGAAACACAGUCACUUGAAUAUGUGUUCCUUAGUACUGUUAUCCUACUUUACUUGGUAUGCUUUGUCAAUAAAGAUUGGAUCUCUAUUUGGUCUUUUUUUUUUUAAAUCAAACUAUAACAAGCACUGCAAGGAACCUCCGCAGGGCUAUAAAAAGUCAGAUCAGCGUAAUUGCGUCUUUAAAGUCAUGAAAUGCUGUUAAAUUUGAUCAAUUUAUUUUUUGUCACUAAUCUUAAAACCCAAUACUGCAUUUUUGCACAUACCUGUUAACCGUCUAUCGAUUGACUUUAAUACAUAAAUCCUACCCUGCACUUAACUACAUAGAAACUGUCAACCGUUUAACUUGCCUGCAAUGCUUAGGACAUAUGUCCUAAAAUCAGUACUUAAAUUGGGUUUAAAAAAAAUCCUUGAAAUUGCCUUAAAAACAGUAAGUAAGUGUCUGAUAACUAAGCUAUGUGUUUUACUGGAUAUGGUGACAAAUGUCUAUGGUCUAUAAUACACUUUGUCAGAAGAUAUUCAGGCACAGGCAAAAAAUAGGGGGGAGGGAAAGGGAUUUAUUUGUUUUUUUGGUUAUUUUUUUUUGUCAAUUCAGAUUGCAUUCUUUUACAUUCAAUUUUUUAAAAACACUAAUUGAUACCAAUCUUUAACAGGGCAUUUUCUUUUCAUCUUAAGUGACAUUUCAUGAGGGGGACAAAUUAACAGCCAAUUAGUUACAAGUUUCAAAUUUUGAAUAAAGGAGACUGCCAUGCACGACUCAAUCAGGGCAAGAAAGAAAGUGUUAACAUGAAACCAUUUUACAUACAACUUAAACAGCAUGGGGCCAAGUUCAGUUGUCAGCUGGCGGAAGAACAGCUGAGAACUGACCGUGGUUCAGAUAUUUAAAAAAAAAAAAAAAACAUUUGGUCAAUUUGUGGCAUUGCCACCUAAUGAAAAUAUUCAGUUUCAGCAUGGAUUUCAACUUAGGCACAAACAGGUCAACUCAAGAUUAAAAGCAUCACGCUUACAGACUGUAAGCACAUUCAGAACUCGAAUUCAUACAUGGGCAAGUCUCCUCCGGGAUCCAAUUGAUAUUUUAGCAGUUUUACCUAAUUUGCACUAAGCAUAUUUCACCCUACACUGCAUAAUACAAAACAAUAAAAAACAUGUGCAAGAUCUCUGGAAAGGUAACAGUGCAGGGGUACUUGAGAAAUGCUAUAGGCAGUUUUUUUUUUAACAAAAAUAUUCUUCAGUAUUGAAGUCAAGACAUGUCCUUAGCAUGUCUUAUACAUUCAGUGUUAUUACUAAAAAUACUUUUGUCAUACAGGCCUCAAACUUGGCCUGCAAAUGUACAUAUGCUACAAGUACUUUAUACAUUUCAUUAUUUACAUGGCUCUUGAACACAUUAACAAGCUCUCAUACUUUGUUUUGUCAUCUUUAGGCUGGCUAAACACCUCCAAUUCUGCAAGGGGAAAGCAAAAGAGCCUCAAAGGAGGAUUGAAUCACAAAAAUAGAGAAUCCAUAGGGAGAUAGUCAAUUACGCCUCCAUCAUUUCAAUAGCAUCCUGGUCUGUAACUUAUUAAAAACUAGUCUGAUUGCAGUGCAAGAGGGUAAACAAGAGGCAGAGGCAAGAGGCAGAGAGUGUCUGUUGGUUAUGGGAUGGUCGAUCACCAAGACCUACUUUGUAAACAUAAACACCAGCCUUCUGCCUCAUGUUAAGUCCCUGGGGCCACUCCUAUUCAAAAACCUCACUCAACUCAGCCUUACCUUGCUUACAUGUGCAUGCAGCCAACAGGACCAAAUCACAUGACUUAGAAUGAAACUCGACUGUCCCACAACUAAGCCAGGCCCUCUUCCGCAUGUUAAAGCUGCAGCACUGUCCUGAAAAGGCUGAGACUGAGGAGCAAUAACAGUACUGAUUGAAACAGAUGAACAGUUUAAAGUGACCUUCGGGAACUCUGACCCAUUCACCACUCGGGCUGGCAAGGUUAAAGUGGCAAUGGCAAUGCCAACCACACAGAGGAUGUUCCAAAAAAAAAAUUGAAAAGGAAAAAAAAAUACAGCGAAAACAUUGCUUUGGUUACAAACAGCACUUCAUACAUCUUUCAACCACAACAAUAAAGGACUUGUACAAAAUAAUGCUAUGAUAGAGUGUUAAAGGCCUCAGACCAGUUCAACUCCUAUAGUGCAUGUGCGCACAGCGCAAUAAAAAAGG
Molecule: messenger RNA, 3630 nt
Organism: Plectropomus leopardus (leopard coralgrouper)
Lineage: Eukaryota; Metazoa; Chordata; Actinopteri; Perciformes; Serranidae
Gene: srsf10a
Product: serine and arginine rich splicing factor 10a
Molecular function (GO): RNA binding
Source: RefSeq, a predicted model, not a curated record